This is a messenger RNA of Lycium ferocissimum, 773 nucleotides long. RefSeq lists its product as uncharacterized. The transcript is spliced from 5 exons. The coding region runs from base 120 to 437 and encodes 105 amino acids. NCBI's taxonomy places the organism in Eukaryota, Viridiplantae, Streptophyta, Magnoliopsida, Solanales, Solanaceae. The record is from RefSeq and is a predicted model, not a curated record.
AGAAAAAGGCAAAGAAAAAAAUGUAAAACCAUAUUCCUUUGUUCUAAAGCCGCAAUAUUCAAUUGGCUGAUACGUUUCUGAGAAAGCUGAUUUGCAAAGUCUCAAAUUUCACCAAAAAAAUGGGGGAUUCAAACAAUCUUGAAGAAACUUUGAAACCCUUUUAUCAGAGAGCUGCUGAAGCUGAGGAACGAUUGGCAAGACUUGAAAUUUCAGUUGCUAGUAAGACAGAUUCUAAGAAUGAGGAAUUAGAGAGAACAGUUGCUGAACUCCAGUCAAAGCUGAAAGAUGUCACAGCUGAGCUCAAAGCAGAACAAGAGAAGGGACAUAAACAGGUGGAACAACUCUCUGCAGAAAAUGCAAAGCUGAAAUAUCGUAUCAAACAUCUAGUUCGAUCGCUAGACGAGGCUCUUAGCAAGUUGGCGUCAAAGUCAGGUUAAUCUUCCUCAAGUUACUACCUGGUCUCGGUCCCAAACAUCUUCCAGGAUGAUAGCACUUUCACUUCCAAUGACUUAGUCGCAUUCUAGCAGUGGAUUCUAUUUAAACUGUUCAUUGUCAAGUAGAUGAGCUUGAGGGAAAAAGGGUAGAAUUAAGUGUGAAAAAUGUUGAAAUUUUCAAUGCUAAUUUGGUUAGGUUAUCACUCAUAACUUAAAAGAGCAGGGAAUAUGUCUUUAUGCUUAAAUUGAGUCUUCCACACAUGGAGUAAAUAUGUUGAAAUUCUAUUUUAACUGCUGUUGUUAGUCCAUUUUGCUAUAUCAAAAAACAUUUCCACUGCC